AUUUUCGGAGGACUCUGUUCUCCUUGGCUUUCUCUCUACCAAACACUCCUAGAAUUUAAGGCAUAAAUGUCAUAAUCUACGCAGCUCUGUCCAAAAAUCUCCGCCUAAAACCCGCGUUUCUCUCUGUAGAUUUUUAUCGUAGUCAAAUCCCACAAUCCAUCCUGCUGUCACUCCCUUUAUCUCUCCCAAAAAUCUCUCCUUUACAGGUUUUGGGGUUAAGAAGAUCAAACAGAUACCGUCUAAGUUUGCAGAAAUGAGUAGGGGCACAAUGUACCCUUCUGUCAGCUUGAUCUGCUGAUUCUUCGACUGGUUUUGGCAUUGAAGUUUUGGAAAUGUUAAAACCUGGACUACCAUGAGCCAGGCUGAAGUAUCAAAGAUGAAGCUGCCUCUUGUUCCACUGGGGACCUUGAUUGGUCGUGAGCUGAGGAAUGAGAAGGUUGAGAAACCUUUUGUCAAGUUUGGACAGGCUGAUCUGGCGAGAAAAGGAGAGGAUUACUUUCUGAUUAAACCUGAUUGUCAGAGGGUUCCUGGAAAUCCAGCAACAUCUUUUUCAGUGUUUGCGAUUUUUGAUGGGCAUAAUGGUAUAUCAGCUGCCAUUUUUGCCAAAGAGAACUUAUUGGAUAAUGUCUUGAGUGCAAUUCCUCAGGGCAUUAAUAGGGAAGAGUGGCUUCAAGCCCUUCCCCGGGCUCUAGUGGCAGGCUUUGUGAAAACUGACAUAGAGUUUCAGCAGAGAGGGGAAACUUCUGGAACAACUGUGACGUUUGUUGUUAUUGAUGGUUGGACUGUCACUGUUGCAUCAGUUGGUGAUUCUCGAUGCAUACUGGAUACCCAAGGGGGUGUAGUUUCUCUCCUGACUGUAGAUCACAGACUGGAAGAGAAUGUGGAAGAGAGGGAACGCGUGACUGCAAGUGGGGGUGAAGUAGGAAGACUCAAUGUUUUUGGGCGCAAUGAGGUUGGUCCCCUCCGUUGCUGGCCUGGUGGAUUAUGCCUAUCUAGGUCAAUUGGGGACACAGAUGUUGGGGAAUUUAUUGUGCCUAUACCGCAUGUCAAGCAAGUGAAGCUGUCAAAUGCUGGUGGAAGACUCAUUAUUGCUUCUGAUGGUAUCUGGGAUGCUCUGUCUUCAGACCUGGCAGCCAAGUCAUGUCGAGGUUUACCUGCAGAACUUGCAGCAAAGCUUGUUGUUAAGGACGCUUUGAGGUCAAGGGGCCUGAAGGAUGAUACAACCUGCUUGGUUGUUGAUAUAAUCCCAUCUGACCAACCUGUCCUACCACAAACACCAAGGAAAAAACAGAAUGUGCUCAUUUCAUUUCUCUUUGGGAAGCGAUCUCAAAAUGCUACAAACAAGGCAAAAAAUAAACUUUCUGCAGUUGGAGUUGUAGAGGAGUUGUUUGAGGAGGGUUCUGCCAUGCUUGCUGAAAGGUUAGGCAAGGAUUUUCCAAUGGAUGCAAACUCUGGGCUCUUCAAAUGUGCAGUCUGCCAAGUGGAUCAGCCUCCAGCAGAAGGUUUAUCAGUAAACUCUGGGCCUUUUUUCUCACCUGCAUCAAAGCCCUGGGAGGGACCCUUUCUUUGUGCUAACUGCCGGAAAAAGAAAGAUGCCAUGGAAGGAAAAAGGCCAACUAGACCUACAGUGACCGCAUAACAACUUACCUGGUAAAAUAGUAUAUAGAUGGGCUUUUUUUUUUUUUUUUGGUCUGGCUGUAUGAACAUGCUUGGUUUUUCGUUUUCCCUUUCAUGAUUUGCAAUGGUUGCUUGUAAGAAAGAAAUGAGGUAGAGGUAGGUUAGGUGUGUUGCCAUGAUUUGUUUGUGAGAUUCUGGUUUGAUCAGUUGUUCUAUAACUGACCGCAGACAAAGAUUGCUCUCUGAUCGAUAUUUGUGAUAGUUUGAUUGCUAACAGCUUGAAUUUGUAAGUAGAAGUGAAGAUUGCAUAAUGAUAUAUGUAUUUCAGUUCCCUGUUCUUUGUUCU
Molecule: messenger RNA, 1963 nt
Organism: Rubroshorea leprosula
Lineage: Eukaryota; Viridiplantae; Streptophyta; Magnoliopsida; Malvales; Dipterocarpaceae
Source: the annotation of a GenBank genome assembly